Molecule: messenger RNA, 1182 nt
Organism: Plasmodium reichenowi
Lineage: Eukaryota; Apicomplexa; Aconoidasida; Haemosporida; Plasmodiidae
Product: putative exported protein
Exons: 2
Coding region: 1-1182 (393 amino acids)
Source: RefSeq, a predicted model, not a curated record
AUGAUCUUUAUUUAUUUUAAAAUAUUAUUCUUUUCACUUUUAUUAGAUACAUUCAUAUCUUCACAUACUAACAUUCCUAGAACUAACAAGAAUAAUUCCCAAAAUGCUACAGCUAAUAAAACACCGGUAGAUACCAUACCAGAUCUUAUUACUUUAGAUUAUAUAAGAGAUCAAUUAAAACAAAUAAAACUAAUAAAAGAUGAAAUAAUCAAGGAGAAAUUAAAAAAAAUCAAAUACCUAAAAAAGAAAAAUAAAGAUAAAAAUAAAAAGGACCAUAAUGAUAUUAAAGACGAAAUCGAAAAAUUAGAAAAAGAAAUAUUGGAUACCAAAACAUUAUGCGAAGAUUAUAUAAAAAAUGAAUUAAAAGAAAUCUCAUUAUUAAAAGAUCAAAUUGUUAAGGAUAAAAUAGAAAAAUACCACUGGAACAGAGGUAAAUUAAUAGACUAUGAACUAAAAAAACUUUUCUUAGAACAAGAAAAAAAAAAAUUACUAGAAUCAUAUGAACAAUAUCAAAAGGAAGAACAAGAAAAAAAAAAACUGAAGGAAAAAAUUUUGAAAGAAAAAUUAAUUAAAAGAAAAUUGAAAAUUGAAAAAUUCAAAAAUGAAAGUAUUAUAUAUAAAUUAUUUUUAGAAAUAAAGAAUUAUUUGGUUGAAUAUAUAAAUGAUGGUCCAGAUGUAGAAUUAACAUGUGCAAAAUAUUUUCAAGAUUUAUUUAAAAAGAAAAAAGGUAAAAGAAAAACAUUUUUCGAAUUAUGGAGUUCAUUUUAUGAAAUAAUAGAAGAGAAAGUUGAUAAAUAUCAAAUUGGAGGUUAUACUAUAGGAUUAGGAAUAAUAGCAGCAAUAGGGAAAUCCAUACAUUCUAUUGUAGCAUCACCUAUGGUUUGUAUCAAGGCAUCUGCACUUUCUGCACAAUUAGCUGCAGAAGCAUCUUCAGGAUCACAUGUUAUUGCCAGCUGUUGCAAACUUAAAACAUUACAAGCCGCUUGCGCUGCGACUGUCUCCCCUGAUCCUGCAACUAAAUUUGUAGCAAUAAUAAUAAUUGUUAUUCUUAUUAUAGUACUUAUGAUAUAUUUAUAUUUUUUAAUUGAAAAAUCGGGAAUAUUAGAAAACGAGCACGUCCAAAAAGUAUUAUCCAAAUUAGGAGAUUAUUAUAAUUCACAACAAGUUUUAUAUAUUAUUUGA